Molecule: messenger RNA, 1317 nt
Organism: Trachymyrmex cornetzi
Lineage: Eukaryota; Metazoa; Arthropoda; Insecta; Hymenoptera; Formicidae
Product: synaptic vesicular amine transporter
Exons: 7
Coding region: 1-1299 (432 amino acids)
Biological process (GO): transmembrane transport; aminergic neurotransmitter loading into synaptic vesicle
Cellular component (GO): terminal bouton; synaptic vesicle membrane
Molecular function (GO): serotonin:sodium:chloride symporter activity
Source: RefSeq, a predicted model, not a curated record
AUGAGAUUGGGCGAUCUGAAAAACAGUCGCAUGAUCACUAUCGUAGUGGUCUAUCUCAGCCUCUUCCUGGAUAAUGUCCUGUUGACGGUAGUCGUACCGAUUAUCCCCGAUUAUCUGUGCACGCUCGACGCGAAUACGACUUCGAGCGUCGAAGAGGACGAAAACGGUCGAGUGGGAUUAUUGCUAAGCUCAAAGGCUCUGGUCCAAUUAAUUUUGAAUCCCGCCGUGGGCAUUCUCACCGGCACUCUAGGUUAUGCCAGACCUCUAUUCCUGGGAAAUCUCAGCCUUUUGCUGGUUGCUCUACUAUUCGCUUUUGGACAAACAUAUGAGAUAUUGUUCUUGGCCCGGAGCAUUCAAGGUAUAGCUUCAGCGUGUAUAGCAGUUUCCGGCAUGUCACUGGUCGCUUCUCAAUACUCGGAGGAAGAUGAAAGAUCUAAAAUCAUGGGUUUCGUUCUUGGUAGCAUCGCCCUAGGCGUUCUUUUAGGCUAUCCGAUCGGUUCCGUGCUCUAUGAUCUCGAAGGAAAAAUGGCACCAUUUCUAUUGGUGUCCAGUCUCAUUGUUAUACUAAUUUGUCUGCAAAUUUUAACAUUAGAUGUUCAGACAAACAUCGAGACAAGCAAGCAGCAACCUACUUGGCUACAUUUAUUGUCUAAUCCACACAUCCUCAUUAUCUCCGGUGCAAUUUGGUGCUCAACUUCGCCGAUGGCGAUACUAGAGCCUUGCUUGCCGAUUUGGCUUCGGACUCACAUAAAACCUAAGAAAUGGCAACUAGGUACAGUAUUUAUACCAGACAGCGUGGGCUAUUUAAUCGGGACCAACUUCUUCGGCGUAAUAGCGUAUCGUUACGGGCGUAGCAAAGUGGCGAUCCUGGCUAUGUUCGUGGUCGGUGUUAGCGCCAUUCUAAUCCCGUUGGCGAACACAAUGUCACAGUUGAUAUUCCCUCAUCUAGGAAUGGGUCUGGGCAUCGGCGUCGCGGAUGCAGCCCUAGUACCAUUACUAGCCAGCUUAGUAGAUCGAAAUGGCAAUUAUGGACCCGUUUAUUCGAUCCAACAAGUGGCUGUCAGUUUGGCUUACUCCUUAGGACCCAUCACAGGCGGCGAAAUGGUUAAAGCCAUUGGAUUCCCGUGGGUUAUGCGAAUCGUGGGCAUCGUGAACGUGGCGUAUUGUCCGUUGUUAAUAUAUCUCAUGUUUGAACGGAGGAAGUUGUUGGCGAAGAAAGAGGAAAAGAAGGAUUACGAAACGUUUCAACAAUCUAUUACACCAUACGAAAGAUUUCACGAUUCCGACGAAGAUCUUUGACAAUAAAUAAUUCAUUUA